This is a messenger RNA of Lepus europaeus (European hare), 957 nucleotides long. RefSeq names its product olfactory receptor 52N2. Gene Ontology annotation, molecular function: olfactory receptor activity; G protein-coupled receptor activity. The transcript has a single exon. NCBI's taxonomy places the organism in Eukaryota, Metazoa, Chordata, Mammalia, Lagomorpha, Leporidae. Gene Ontology annotation, biological process: G protein-coupled receptor signaling pathway. Gene Ontology annotation, cellular component: membrane. The record is from RefSeq and is a predicted model, not a curated record. The coding region runs from base 1 to 957 and encodes 318 amino acids.
AUGUUUAGGAUCAACAGCUCCAGCCUGAUUCCAGGAUUCUUCAUCUUGAAUGGAGUUCCUGGGUUGGAAGACACACAUGUCUGGAUCUCUCUGCCCUUCUGCCUCAUGUAUAUCAUUGCUGUUGUGGGGAACUGUGGGCUCAUUUACCUCAUUGGCCAUGAAGAGGCCCUGCAUCGGCCUAUGUACUACUUCCUGGCCCUGCUCUCAUUUACUGAUGUCACCUUGUGCACCACCACUGUACCCAAUAUGCUGUGCAUAUUCUGGUUCAACCUCAAGGAGAUUAACGUUAAUGCCUGCCUGGCCCAGAUGUUUUUUGUCCAUAUGUUGACUGGGAUGGAGUCUGGGGUGCUUAUGUUAAUGGCUUUGGAUCGCUAUGUGGCAAUCUGCUACCCACUACGCUAUGCCACCAUACUGACAAACCCUGUCAUUGCUAAAGCUGGCCUUGCCACUUUUUUGAGGAGUGUGAUGCUCAUCAUCCCAUUCAUUUUCCUCACCAAACGCCUGCCCUAUUGCCAGGGAAACUUCAUUCCGCACACUUACUGUGACCACAUGUCUGUGGCCAAGGUAUCCUGUGGCAAUGUUAGAAUCAAUGCUAUUUAUGGUCUGAUGGUUGCUCUCCUGAUUGGCGUGUUUGACAUUUGUUGUAUCUCUGUGUCUUACACUAUGAUCUUGAGGGCUGUGAUAAGUUUGUCAUCAGCAGAGGCUCGUCACAAAGCCUUCAGUACCUGCACGUCUCAUAUCUGUGCCAUUGUAAUCACGUAUGUCCCUGCUUUUUUCACAUUUUUCACUCAUCGUUUUGGAGGGCACAAUAUCCCCCACCACAUACACAUCAUUGUGGCCAACCUUUAUCUUCUAUUGCCUCCCACCAUGAACCCAAUUGUUUAUGGAGUCAAGACCAAGCAGAUUCAGGAAGCUGUAAUCAAAUUUUUACUUGGAGACAAGGUUGGCUCUACCUAA